This is a messenger RNA of Trematomus bernacchii (emerald rockcod), 2743 nucleotides long. Its product is annotated as homeobox protein aristaless-like 4. The record is from RefSeq and is a predicted model, not a curated record. Gene Ontology annotation, molecular function: DNA-binding transcription activator activity, RNA polymerase II-specific; RNA polymerase II transcription regulatory region sequence-specific DNA binding. Lineage: Eukaryota; Metazoa; Chordata; Actinopteri; Perciformes; Nototheniidae. Bases 19 to 1119 code for a protein of 366 amino acids. The transcript is spliced from 4 exons. Gene Ontology annotation, biological process: regulation of transcription by RNA polymerase II.
UAAUAUAACUUUUUAGGUAUGAACGCAGCGUGCGUCUCAUACUGCGAUAUGACAUCGAUGGAUUCAUAUUAUAGCACGUCCACUCCGCAGGGUAGGGAUCACCAGGCGAACCCGUUCAGGACUUUCCCGAGCUCUGAGACCAAAUACAGCCCCACGUUCAUCCCGGGGAAAGGACAGGCUUACGGAGAGAAGUCCCGCAGUCCUUUCCAGACCGAGUGCCAGUCUCUGGACGGCUCGGAGGAGGGCAGCUUCAACAAAUACCAGCUCUUCCUGCAGAGACCGAGCUGCAAAACUCCGCCCGAAGGAAGCAAGCUGCACGCGGACAGCGGACACAACGGGAGCCUCAUCCCCUGCUAUGGAAAAGACAACAGCGGCCUAACAGAGUCCGAGUUAGCCCCAAGCGGCGACCCUCCCGGGAUGGAGGGCAGCUACCUGAACCUGAAGGCGCCGGGCGAGAAGGGGCUGAACGAGCGGCCGGGAUCGGACUUUUCCAGCCCUCUGGACAAAAGUGAGGUGGAGAGCAACAAAGGCAAGAAGAGACGCAAUCGCACCACGUUCACCAGCUACCAGCUGGAGGAGCUGGAGAAGGUUUUCCAGAAGACACACUACCCAGAUGUUUAUGCCCGCGAGCAGCUGGCACUGAGGACAGAUCUGACGGAGGCUCGUGUGCAGGUGUGGUUUCAGAAUCGCAGAGCCAAGUGGAGGAAGAGGGAGCGUUACGGUCAGAUGCAGCAAGUCCGGACUCACUUCUCUACUGCUUACGAGCUGCCUCUACUGACCCGGCCCGAGAACUACGCUCAGAUCCAGAACCCUUCGUGGAUCGGCAGCAGCGGGGCCUCUCCAUUGCCAGGUUGCGUGGUGCCUUGCGACACCGUGCCCUCCUGCAUGCCGCCUCACCCUCACGGUCCUGGAGGCGUCUCUGACUUCCUGGGCGUGCCCAGUCCAGGGAGCAGCCACAUGGGACAGACGCAUAUGGGCAACCUUUUUGGAGGGGCCGGGAUGAGCGGGGGAAUCAAUGGCUAUGAUCUUAAUCUUGAUCCAGACCGCAAGUCUUCCAGCAUAGCUGCGCUGCGUAUGAAGGCCAAGGAACACAGUGCAGCCAUCUCUUGGGCGACAUGAUGUCUCAGCCCAAGUCCACCCAGCCCCCAUUGGCCCUCUUCUCUGGAGCAGCCAUCAGCGUGGGGGAGGAGGGAGUUUUCCUGAGAGCACUAAAUGAUAACGCAGGUCAAAUGAACAGGGGGGAGACUGUGGAGAUAACCGAGGCCAUUACAGCAGCCAACGCAACCAAGAUAACAACUGUGACUGUGACAGUCCGCAGAUACUGAAAGUGAGAGAAAUCCAGAGGUGUGACGAAGAAGAAGAUGUUUGUGUUCAUUCUUGAUUCCUUGAUUUCUCAGGUCUCAUUGAAAUAUGGGGUUUAGUCCCUGAUAAACUGGGUAUCAUUCAGAAAUUCAGAAUAAGCAAUAUAAUAAAUAUGGUUUACAGGAUUUGUUAAUAGAAAUACAGAAAUUCAGUGCCAAAGCCAGUCAUAUCUGCAGUAUUAUAAAUUAAUAACUAAGCUUAUGUUAUUAAGUUCCUUAUUGUUUAUACCACCCAUCCUGCCCCAGUCAUUUUGUUUGUUAUACUUUAUAAUAACUUUUAUAAAUGAGUUCAAGUACAUAUCUGAAGUUGUGUUUUUAAAAGCCAUUCAAAAACAAGGCCAAGCUCAGAUGAACACCAAGAUGUUAAGAGCUACUUUUCUGUCACUUUCCAUUGCAUCCAAUAAUUGGUUUAUAAGAAACUUCAAAAGUUUUCUAAGGCUCCACCGGGUAGUUUAUUUGCCUGUAAAGAAGGACAGAGGUUGAAUGCAGUAAGGUAACAGAGACUAACUGAGUGAGAGCAGACAUGGCCUGUGCCAAUUUAUUCUGGGAGGAGGGCAGGCACUGGAUUGGCAGCAGUUUCAAACCAACGUGUCAUUUCCUCCCCCAGGGCUGCCUGCACAGGUUCCCCCGCUAGGCCCGGGCCUCAGGUUACAGGAAACACCGUCUCCACUGGCAGACGAGGCACAGCAACGCACAGCAGCAGCCUUCAACACCAACUAGCUACGCCAGCUUCAAUCAGCCACCAACAGGAAUAGACACACUUAAUUAGCCUCAAAGUAAGCGGUAGUACAUCACAGUGAGGACACACUGCACACACAGGUCAAUACGCUGUAACAAUCAAGUCAUGCUCAGACGAGGGCUCAGCAGAGAUGACUCUUGGAUUUGUGGCUCGCUCACAGAUUCGUCACAUGCCAGAGACGGCAGGUCUGCAUCAACGGCAUUCUGCAAUGUUUAGGUAAUGUGAUGACUUUAGAGCCGGGCUGCAGGAAUGUGGUGGAUAUGUCCCGUGAUUGCAUGGGUGUCUCUGUGCGUUACCCCGCAGGAAUACGCUUGUGACCAGAGCUGGGCUGCAGGCUGAGGCUAGAGACAGGCUUCAUUAGUCUUUUGGCUGAUCUCUGUGUGAUGCCCGCUUGGCUACAUAUCCGUUUCCUUUCCCCGGCAGCAUGAUGGCAAGAGAGUCUGGUUCUGCUCCUCAGAGGUGGUUGAUCAUUUUAACAUACGAGUGCCCUUAUGCAUGAAAGUAGGAUUGCGUCCAACGACUAUUAUUAGUAUAGAUUAAAUGUAGGUAUUUCAACCAUUGACAGUUUGGUCUAUAAAACGCCAGAUAAACAGUGAAUAAUUACAUUUUAUCCAAAUCUAUUAAAUACAAGAGGGGACAUCUU